Molecule: messenger RNA, 927 nt
Organism: Raphanus sativus (radish)
Lineage: Eukaryota; Viridiplantae; Streptophyta; Magnoliopsida; Brassicales; Brassicaceae
Product: cysteine-rich receptor-like protein kinase 41
Exons: 2
Coding region: 1-927 (308 amino acids)
Source: RefSeq, a predicted model, not a curated record
AUGACAUGUUCUUCUUGUUCUUCUUCUCGACCACAGCACUUGUUGUUGUUGUUCUUCUUCUUGUUCGUUCCAUUUCUCAGCUUAGCACAACCAAUCACCACAAACAUUAACAGUUAUAUUUGGAACCUUACUUCAAAAGCAACAUGUUUAUCCCCCCAACAAAGCAACUUCUCCGGAUCUUUAUUCUCCAACAACCUUAACCGUCUUGUCUCUUCAAUCCCUUCUCGCCAGCCCAACACCUACAACUUCUACAACUUCUUGGUCGGAGAUCAAGAACGUAUAGAAGCCAUGGGACUCUGCAACAGAGUAGUCACGCGAGGAGAUUGUCUCAACUGUAUUUUCCAAGCUGCAGUAAACCUAACCACAACGUACUGUCCAGCUCAUAGAGAAGCUUACGUACGUGCCACGAAAUGUAUGUUUCGUUAUUCAGACAAACCUAUUAGAGGGAAACUCGAAAGAGUCCCUGUCUUGGAGGCUCCAAACCCUAAAAACGCAACGGGGGAUAGAAAGGAGUUUAUCCGGUUGCAGGGCGAGUUACUUAACCGACUCAGACAAGAAGCUGCAUCAGGUGGAAUUAAGAGGAAGUAUGCUCAAGGAAAUGGUACUGGUCCGAAAUCUAACACGACAUUCUUCGCCUCCGUGCAGUGCACGCCAGAUUUGUCUGAGAAAGACUGCAACAAUUGUCUCAACUAUGGUUUUGGAAAUGCGACGAAAGGGAGAUUAGGGCUUAGGUGGUUUUGCCCUAGCUGUAGCUUUCAGAUAGAGAGCAACUUAAGAUUCUUCCGUCUGGAGAGGGAGUAUGAGUCUGAUCUACCAAGAAAGCCAAGACCAGGACAGAGUAAAAGAAGAAGAGUUCUGUUUGGAUUGGCAAGAACGAGAAACAACUACUUAUCCAUGACGAGACAGAAGGUGUUGUCUGUUGAAUAA